AUGAGCAUAUUGCGAGCAACCAGAUUUUUGACGAGGAGAAGCUCUUCGUUCAUCCUCGGCGAGCUGAAAAACGGCGAAAUUGUCGAAGCAAAAUUGCCGAAUGUUCCUCAUUUGUCUCUUAAUUUCCCAGUUGAGCUCGAAGGAGAGGGAGAAGCCUGGCUACUUGGGAAGACCUUUCCAAUUUUGGCGGAAGAUGUAAUGGGAACAAUUAUUGAAACGCCGACACAAGGACCUGGCUUGAUAAAAGUAGAAAAUGAUGAACACGAUGAUACAGUUUUCUUCAUGCAAGAUGUCCCGCUGUAUCUCCGCCCAGAAGAAGUAGAAAGCCUGGCAGGAGCGAAAGUAAAAUUCGACCUCGUGAAGACACGAAAAUCAACGAAAGCUUUUAUUACAGAUAUUGUUUUGCCCUGA
Messenger RNA from Oikopleura dioica, 411 nucleotides. NCBI's taxonomy places the organism in Eukaryota, Metazoa, Chordata, Appendicularia, Copelata, Oikopleuridae. The record is from the annotation of a GenBank genome assembly.